Molecule: messenger RNA, 609 nt
Organism: Colletotrichum gloeosporioides
Lineage: Eukaryota; Fungi; Ascomycota; Sordariomycetes; Glomerellales; Glomerellaceae
Exons: 1
Coding region: 1-609 (202 amino acids)
Source: RefSeq, a predicted model, not a curated record
AUGCUCCUCGUAGAUUACGGCAUGGAGGCGCCUCCUGUGAGGGUAUACAGACCUUUCGCCGACAAGAAGGCCGAAAACGAUAUGUGGAAAUGCGACUGGCCGAUGUGGCAUGCGUUAUGUGCCGCGGUCAGCGAAAUCGCCCAGAGCUGUACCCGUGGAAGACCGGUCAAAAACAUCAUUCGCAAGGCUGUCAUUUGUCUCCGCUUCUUGGCAUCUAUCUCCCCUGCAGCGGGUGCUGUGUUCGGCAAGUCACACUAUGAGUACGACCUUGCUCUCAUGUUGCAUCACUACCACACUCGCCGUACACAUCUUCAGCCUCUAGAGUACUGGAAAGGUCGAACCGGAUAUCAAGGAAUACUACAGGAGCUCAUCAAAGACGUGCCACGAGUCGGGACGGAAAGAUUGAUGAGGAAGCUUUCCGUUGAUUUCAACGAAAAUAUUGACAAGUUCGUUUCUGAUUACGCUAAGCGUCGGGCGAUGAAGGCAGUCGCCAAGCGCGUUGCAGUGAGACACGGGAUUGAAUUAGUUGCGCCAAAGGCAACAGGGCUAGGGACACCUUUGAUCGAGCUGUACUAUAAGAAUGGCCUGCCAAAGAGAGAACAAGACUGA